Sitophilus oryzae (rice weevil) is the source of this 1237-nucleotide messenger RNA. RefSeq lists its product as uncharacterized. Lineage: Eukaryota; Metazoa; Arthropoda; Insecta; Coleoptera; Curculionidae. The transcript is spliced from 5 exons. Bases 107 to 1174 code for a protein of 355 amino acids. The record is from RefSeq and is a predicted model, not a curated record.
AGUCAAUUCAUGUUUUUUGAGUUGCCUAAUCUCUAUGAUUUCCUGAAUUUCAUUCUCUGAUUUCAGGUUAUAAACUUAUUUUUAAGAAAAUGUAUUUUAAAUAAACAUGUCAAAAGAAUCCCUUUUAAAACAAUUCAAACAAGAUGUGAAGAAUAUAAAGAAAAAAGCCAGAGAACUGGGUGUAAAUGACGAACAAGUAACCAAUAUUUUAAAAGAAUCUUUUGACGAAUUUGCAAGGAAAGAACAAGGCUCAAAAUUAAGCAACAAACUUAUGAAACUUGCUCAAAAAUUACGAAGAAACGUUCUUAAAUGUUGUACAGUAUUAAUUGUGUGUUUUAGUCUUUCUUUAUAUGUUUUAUUACAUGUGCACACCCCAACUUCCAGUAUAGUUUUAAGAAAUGUGCAAGGCCUUACUUAUCCGGCUUUAAAAGUUGUUCGAACAUUAUCUGUGCCAUUUAUUAAGCUAUUUCCUUCAUUAACAGAUUUGUAUGAUGAAAGUUGCUUGGUUGAAAAUCCAUAUUUUUAUGUUAAUGAUAUGGAAUGCUGGCCUUGUGAAAAUGUUCACUCGGUUAUUGAUCUAACAGGUUUGGAAGAGCUGAAUAGUUUUACUAAAAUUGGGGAAGGGACCCCUUUCAUAGCAAAGGGCAAACAAAAUGCUGUAUCCUGGAAGGACCUUCAAAUUCUUUAUAGUAACUUUACAAAUGAACUGAAUUCUGAUUCAAGAAGACUGAAAACAUCAAAUAAAAAUGUAAAAGAUCUUAAAUCUUUAUUUGAUACUGAUGAACAUGAUUUGUCUUCCAACAUUCAUAUCCAAUGGAGAAUUAACAAAAUGACUGCCGCUAGAAUUAUAAGGAAAUUAUUUCCUAAGCCAUAUUUCCUUCCUGAAAGGUCUGGACAAGCAGUUGAAAGAUUUUUAAUAGUAGACAGUCCAGAAUCGGAACCAUAUAACCUGCCAAACACUGAAUGUAGUUAUGUGUUCAUUAUACAGGGUUCAGGAGAAAGAACUAUCAAUCUAAAACCAUCCAAAGAAUGCAAAAAUACCUGUAAACCGAUAUCUGUUGUUUUAAAGCCAACCUAUAUCUUAUUAUACAAUUGGUGGUAUUGGAGACCUGUAAGUCUUCCAUCAAAAAAUGCAACAAAUCUAUCCAUAUCUUACAUAAAUUCUUACUGUUAGGUUUUUAAGAUGUCAAUUUUUAAAUUAUAUACCUUUUUAAUUAUAUACAUUUAUUCUUUUUUA